Messenger RNA from Gallus gallus (chicken), 10345 nucleotides. It is a transcript of the gene GJA8, whose product is annotated as gap junction protein alpha 8. The record is from RefSeq and is marked validated. NCBI's taxonomy places the organism in Eukaryota, Metazoa, Chordata, Aves, Galliformes, Phasianidae. Gene Ontology annotation, cellular component: connexin complex. The transcript has a single exon. Gene Ontology annotation, biological process: cell communication. The coding region runs from base 982 to 2184 and encodes 400 amino acids.
CUCUUCUCUCGUUUUCCCGUACCUGACAUUAUACAUUGGGAAGUUUUGGAUAUGCACGAUGAAGUCCUGGCCAAGAAUAAUCUCUUAUCAUGCAAAAAUAUUGAGAGAUAUAAUGUUUGACCUUGAGUACUUGAAAAUUAACUACUUUAUUAGCUUUCCAAUAGGAUAUCUACAGCUGGCUUACAGCUUUGUGUUAGCCCAAGAUAGCAGCACUGAUGUUUUACAGAGAGAAACUAGUGGCUGAGGUCCCAAUGACAGACCUUCAUGUUUCUCUCCAGGUUGGUUCCAAUGUCAGUUAGACAACUGAAUUCAGAAGAGGAUACAGUAACUCCUACACCACUAAAUAAUUUUAUUGUAUAGAAAAACCAGCAUAUAUGAUAGCUAUUAAUCUUACAAAGUAUUACUAACAUAGUAAUGGUGUUACUAUUGCUGGUAUUACCUAACACGGUGAUUCCUAAUGUAGACUUACUAUAUGCAACUAUAGAAAGCCCAUGUUUGUAUGCAUGUAAGAUGGGCACCAAUUCAAGAUCUGUUUGACCCCUGCAUAGUUCUGACGAAGAACUCAUUCUAACCACUGCAGCUCUCCAUGCUGAUAAAUCUGUUCUACUAUACUGCUGGCAAGUGUUUGUACGUGUAUAAAAUCUAAGCAGGCACACACAACGGAGCUUACAAGAGACCACAGAAGACUACUAUCUGGAAAAGGAGUUAAAUACACUUCUUGGCUCAAAAGUAAUUGCUCAUUUAGAGCCAGGGAAGAAUGAUUUUGGCAAGCAGUUUGCUCUGGCUUUCCAGCCCAUCUCUUGCUAAUAAAUCAUUGCAAUCAGAGCAAAGAAGUAAGCAAUCUUCUUUCUGUUCUCAAAGCAUAUUAGAGAAAUACUAGUUGAAAGUAACAACAGGCAUCAGUGGGAAAACAUGAGAUCUUUUAAAUUUAGCAUAACUGUGGUCAUUCUCUUUCUUUUUUCUUUCCUUAGACAGUAAGAAAUGGGUGACUGGAGUUUCUUGGGGAACAUUUUAGAGCAGGUGAACGAGCAGUCCACUGUCAUCGGGAGAGUUUGGCUCACGGUGCUCUUCAUUUUCCGCAUCCUGAUCCUGGGAACAGCUGCUGAACUAGUAUGGGGAGAUGAACAGUCAGACUUUGUGUGCAACACCCAGCAACCUGGUUGUGAGAACGUCUGCUAUGAUGAGGCCUUCCCCAUCUCCCACAUCCGGCUCUGGGUCCUACAGAUCAUUUUUGUAUCCACGCCUUCGCUAGUGUACUUUGGGCAUGCGGUGCACCACGUCCGCAUGGAGGAGAAGAGGAAAGAGAGGGAGGAAGCUGAGAGGCGUCAGCAAACUGAGGUGGAUGAAGAGAAGCUGCCCCUAGCUCCAAAUCAAAACAAGGGCAACAACCCAGAUGGGACCAAGAAGUUUCGCCUGGAGGGGACCCUCCUGAGAACCUACAUCCUCCACAUCAUUUUCAAAACUCUCUUUGAAGUGGGAUUCAUUGUUGGCCAGUAUUUCCUGUAUGGCUUCCGUAUUCUCCCCCUUUACCGCUGUGGGCGGUGGCCCUGUCCCAACCUAGUGGACUGUUUUGUCUCCAGGCCCACAGAGAAGACCAUCUUUAUUAUGUUCAUGCUUGUGGUGGCUGCUGUGUCCCUCUUCCUCAACCUGGUGGAGAUCAGUCACUUGAUCCUGAAAAGGAUCCGGAGGGCUCUGAGAAGACCAGCAGAGGAGCAGAUGGGGGAGGUGCCAGAGAAGCCCCUCCAUGCUAUUGCAGUGUCCUCCAUCCCGAAGGCCAAAGGCUACAAGCUGCUAGAAGAAGAAAAGCCAGUGUCCCACUAUUUCCCUCUCACGGAAGUAGGGGUUGAGCCCAGUCCCCUUCCAUCAGCCUUCAAUGAGUUUGAGGAGAAGAUUGGGAUGGGGCCACUGGAAGAUCUCUCCAGGGCAUUUGAUGAGAGGUUACCAUCGUAUGCACAAGCGAAGGAACCGGAAGAGGAGAAGGUAAAAGCAGAGGAGGAAGAGGAACAAGAAGAGGAGCAGCAAGCACCUCAGGAAGAGCCAGGGGUGAAGAAAGCAGAGGAGGAGGUGGUGAGCGAUGAAGUGGAAGGGCCUUCAGCACCUGCUGAACUUGCCACCGAUGUGAGAUCCCUCAGCAGGCUAAGUAAAGCCAGCAGCCGGGCCAGGUCAGACGAUCUGACUGUAUGAGGAUGCAGGAUAUGAGGAGCAUAUGAAAAGGAAAAGAGGAAAAGGAAAAGGAGAGAGAAAGAAUCAGAAGAAUUUUAAGCAAAGUGCUAAAAUGAUCAUUUAAAUAUUAUUUCAUCUUGAGAUUCUCAACUGGAAAGGUACUAUUGUGGUAACUGUGCCUUAUUUGCCCUGUAUGUCCAUUUGAAAAGGAACAUUUCCCGUUUCCACAUGCCAGCUCAUUUCUUACGGUAAUAUCUACAUUGUCCACAUAACUGAUGUGUUUUAAAACCUAACGUGGCAGUGAAACCCAAAUGUCACCACUGUGAAUGUACUUACUGGGAGCUUUGUGUUCCACCUUUCUUUAGGAACGUGGGGAUGAUCUGUCUCAUGAGCCAUCUAAGGGGAAGGAUAAUAAACAACCGUAUCUAGUACUUCUUUUCCUGUUUUCACCUAUGGCAUGCUGAGCAGAUCUCCCCUUCACUGUUGGCAUGGAUUUGCAAUUAUUUAAUUCACAAACUGAAUUCUGUGUUUAGCAUUGCCACACUAAAACAGUAAGCACUAUUUCCCCCUCUUUAUUGAGAAAGCAAAGACCAAAAAUAUCUAUGAUUUCUUUGUGAAUGUAAAUUUGAGUUAGGUAAAAAUAUUUUAUUUUCCCUUUGUCAAAAAUAUUUUUGCUCUUUAAGUGAUAUUGACAGUGGGAAAUGCUAACUCUAGUUCUCUUCCAGGACUUAGCAGAUGCUCACAGAUGGAUUAUUUGUUCCCAAGAGAGUUAUCCAGCUCCAAGCUGAGCACUUCAGAGCACUGGGAAGAAAAAAAUCAAGUGAUAUUUUUUACUUAUAAUCCUGUGACUUAAAGAUCUGAAACUCAAUUUAGCAAAGCAAGUGUGGAAGGGUUGCUGUGAAAGAAGGAACAGCUACAGUUCCCAGAGCAUGAAACCAAAUACAAGCCUUCACAGCAUGAUCCUGACAUGUGCUCAGUUCCUGGAGCCCCAAGACUUACAGGCACUCAGCAAAUCUCAGGUACAGCACCCCGAAGGCACCUGUGAAUCUAAACCACAGGUAACUAUGUGACUCUGAAGCAAAACUGGUUGUUCAAGUUUGAAAAGUCUGAUAUGAUAAUUCUGACAUCCUUUGUUUUUAAUUUGACAGACGGGAGCCAUCCAGUGGCCUACUUCGCUAUUAAAUGCCAAAGUCUCAAAUGAAACAAGGCCUUUCAAAAGAUCUUUUUAGAGUAGGAGAGAAAGGUAGCAUCUUAGCUUAUAUCUUUUAGAUCUUUUAUACCAACAGGUCUGUGCAGAACUCUCAGAGCCUCAGUAAAUCUUUUUAGUUACAAAAGGCAAAAAAGCGUGCUUGUUUAAAUGUCUGUGGAUUUCUAUCUUCAGGACUGCAGCAGCACCUUUGGGCUGGGACAGUGCAGCUAUGCAUUUAAAGCUUCAGGUUAACGGCUAGGCUAUGUCCUCUCUAAAACUGAGCCUCACGCCAGAAAAAUGCAGGUAUGCACUCUCAUCUGCUCUGCUCUGCAAACCUCAGACCCUGCCAGCUCAGCGAAUUCUUUCUGCUGGGCUGCAGCCCGUUCCAUUGUUCCCAGGGCAGGCUCUAAUCCAGAUCAGGAAAAAAAGCAGUCUCUGGCAUAAUGCAUAUAACUCAUCCUGCCAUUAGCUAGAAAAGACCCCCUGCCAUCUCCUAUUGUAGCAGGGCUGACCCAAAGCCCAUUGAAGUUAGCUGGGUGCCUGAGAUAGAUGUCCUAGGCUUGGGCUCAUACCCUCAGUCCGGUCAUCCUACACCCCAGCCCAGGCAACCACAGGUACACUCAGCUCUGUCACUGAUUAACCUGCUUGGUGGACUUCAUGUGCCUUGUUUUGCAGCCUCCGUCUGGCACAAAGUUGGCUGCGCUUCACUGAUGCGUGAAGUAAGCUGUACAUAUGUAUAAAGUUUGUAAGGUGUGUUGGGAUUCUUCAGCACCACAGCGGUGCCACGUAUUUUUUUUUUACACUAUUAAUCCUUUUGCUCCUCUUGGGCCUGUGUAUUUUCCCAUGGUUUGCAGCCUGUUGACAUAAUCUUUGCUCCCUUGACAAAGGCUGUUAGGAUUUUAAGAAACAAUUCCUUGUGAAGGAAGACUGGAAGGUACCUCCGCAGUUUUGAGAAGGAAUAUGACAAAGCAAGAUACGUGAAGGAAAAUGUGGAGGGAGAAUUUGGAGGCUACCAUCUACCCGUUCUCUCAAUACAGAAUCAGGAGAAGAGUUAGCGCCAAUGAAAGGCAGGUGGCAAAAGAAAAACGAGGAAAGAAGUCUUCGACAGGAAAAGAUUCCAUUGUGCCCAAUACUCUAGCAGAAUCCAAGAAAGAGCAAAGAUUUAGAUGAGUAACAAACCCAGCACAUUUAUACUAUAUGGGACGUAUUACUUUUUUCCUUCACAGAGAAGAUAUAAUAGUUUUAAUAGUUUGAAACAUAGCAGAGUUCACUCGAACUGGAAAAACCCUUCCCUGCAAGUGAAAAAAAAGAUCUGUAACUGUUCAGUGUGAGCUAUCUUCCACCUUAUGGAGAGCAUCUGACCCUUCCACAAACCAGUGUACUGGACUAGAUGAACCACCUCCCAUCCUUGUUUACUACUCAUUACAUGACAAGUCCUUUUACAGAGCAUUUUGAUGACCAUCCCUGCUCCUGACCUCUGACAUGCACACCUUCAUUAGGUCACUGGACUACUUAAAGAUGACUGCUCAUUAAUUAGAUGCGUAUGGUUCAUAAUAUGAAUGUCAGACAAUCCAGUCUUCAACUGUAAGAUGUUGAGUACGUCAUUCUUUUUCACUGGAGUGCCUCCGUAGAGUACAGUACGUGCAACAUCCUGAACAGACACUCUGUUGUUCUUUCACUGCUGCUGCAGGAAAGCUCAUUUCUUCUUCCAGCUCAUGACAGUGCAAUGAAUUAAGUUAAUGUUUUCCUCCUGCAUCCUGUCAACCGCUUGUUGAUUUUUUUUUUCAAGCCUGUUUUCAAGUACCCUGCCAAGCUGCUAAAGCCUCCAAGGAUGAGCCAUGGCAUCAAGGCGCUUUUCAGCUAACUGGGCAGGGAACUAACAGUCAGGUUGUAUGGUAUUCAGCCUUAUCUCUGCAGUGAAGUCACUGUUGGGACUGUCAGCGAGUCAUUCUUCCCUCUUGUACAAUUGGGAAUCAUUUCCUACCUCACAAAGACGAUGUGAGGCUCAAUAUAUUUUGUUAGUAAUAGGAUGGGAGGUCUUGGGAAGGAAGGCCCUACAGAUGAGCAAAGGAUUAUUUCUGGAUGCCUUUAAAUGUGUUUUAUUCCCCCCCUCAGUGAGACAAAUUUAAUUGUUUGUUCAGGAAGUUCCUAGUGAAGUUACAUAACAGCCUCAGAGCUGUGGAUUCGGUGUAUUUAAAAAAAAAGAAAAAGAAAAAGAAAGUAAAACAUAUAUAUAAAUAAAUAUAAAGAACAAGGCAAAUUAUCUUGGGAAGUUAACAAGGGAAUUAUCUUGGACAAUUAGAGCCAUGGUUGGAUCAUUUUAGGGUGUGUUGUAUUCCCUUGGCUCCCUGUGCAAAUAAAUCAUUAACUGAUCACAUGGCUCUCUGCAAGGAGCUUAGGAUGCAAGUGUCAAAUUCACCAAAGGAGGUUAAAGUAGAAGAGAAAGGUAGUGUCUUAGCUGAUAUUAGCAUGUGGGAGUUGGUGUUCUCUAGUGUCUAGAGCAGUGGACCUAGGAUAAUGAUCUUAGAUUUAUUUCCAGCUCUGCUACUGACUUGCUGUGAUAAUCACUUUACCUCUUGGUACCUGUUUUUUUCCACCUGUAAAAUGGGUGUAAGAAUUUCCACCUACCUCACAGGGAUGUUGUGAGGCUUCCUUAAUUCUGUUUGUAAAGUAAGUAGGAAUGAUCUGAUGAAAAGCACUGCUGAAAUGCACUGUAUCCUUGUUAUUUCCUGCCAGAACAUCGAACUUGGUCAACAUAUGACUCCUUGACCAAAAGGGCAGUAGUGUGAAAAUCUGAACGCUGCAUUGCAUUGACACCAUUAACGCAGAUGGGGGUUUGCCACGAAUAGAGAAGACUUUAUUGAAUCCUCACCCCUUUUUCCUAUCUUAGCCUUGGUUUGGCCAUUUGAAGCCGUGUUGACUGUGGGGUUACCUGGACCACUCUUGUCCAUCCCAGCAUCUGUUCUGUGGUAACACUUAUGCUUAAAUAAGCUAGUUCUUGGAGGGGGGUGCAGGUUGUUGGAGCUCCUUUAAAGCAAUUGGCUUUGCGAGGCAUCUGGGGGAGGGCUGUAUAGUGCACAGUAUUGCGGGGUUUCUGUUUUAUCCCUCGAUGCAAACUCCAAAUGAAUUUUUCAGAACUUCUGUGGAAAAAAACUCUAUGGGAGAGCUGACAAUUGCUUAUGGUACAUAGGAAAAACAACAACAACAAAAACAAAAACAAACAAACAAAAAAAACGAGCAUGUGGAUGUAAAAACAAAUUCUCAUGCUACACUGAUUAUUUCCAGUAAGUGAGACAGAUCCAACAGUCUCUUUGUGAUGAAAAAAAGUGAUGUAAAGAUUCCUUCUCCUGUAGGACAGGAGAGAUUUGAGAGGACCUCUGCUCUCCAGGUCAGUGUGAACAUGGAAUCUACUUGCUAAGGGAAGAAAGUCCAGCCUCUCCUGUCAGUCAGUAACUCACUGACUCUGCAUUUUUUCAUUUAAAGAGCAGCCAUGGUACAUGAUGAAAAAAAGUGGCAGCUUGCUGUUUUGUAUAGAAAAUGGCUUUUCAAGUUGACAACUGAGAGUAAUCCCAGCCUAGGCAUAGUUUUGUUUAGUAGACAAGAGCAUCCAUGAGAACUAGACUAAAGCCUUCCUAUAAGCCUAAGGCUGUUGUGAUAAAAUGGCAUACGGUUCCAGAUUUCCUGAGGGCCAGGGGUGCAGAAACAUAUCAAAAUCAGGGGAGUUGUUCAAGUAUUUGAACUCCCCCCCCCUCCAGCCCCCCAAAAAAAUAAAAAUGGUACUACCACUUCUUAGUCUCUGCAUGUGAUAGACUUUUUAACAUGGUUCAGGGAAGGAAUUUUGGCAACACCACUUCUGAUUUUAUAGCUGAGUAGCAACCAUGGCAAAUAAAUGCACAUUAAUUUGCCAAGACAUAGCCUGGCACACAGUUGUUUCCUUGUGACUAGCUUGGAAUACAACUAUUUCAGUAGAAGAGGCAAGACUUGUGUCCCUGUCAACAGUUCAAAUUUUCCCAAGAGCAGUUUGGCUUACAGACAUUUUGAAGCCUUGAGAGGAGAGAGCCAAGGCGACAGGGAGCCCUCACAGCUGUCUUCAGCUAAGUGGUGGGGAGCUACAGGGAAGAUGAAGCCAUACUAUCUACAGAGGUGCACAGCAAAGGACCAGAGGCAAUGAUCACAAGGAGCAGUAAGGAAAUUUUGACAAAAAAAAAAUCUGACAAGGUAAAAAUUGUUCAGAGAGUGAUUCAGCAGUGAAAGAAGUGCCCAGAGUCAUGGUAGGCAUUCCAUCCUUGGAGUUUGAAGCCUGACUGGGAAAGGCUCUGAGCACCUUGGCCUGACUUUGAAAUUGGCCUUGCAUUGAGCAUGAGGUUAGACCAGCUGGUCCAUUUCAGCCUCAACCAUGUAUCCCAUGGGAGGCUGAAAACUCAGUGACGCCUCUGUGUGGUGAAACAGCAGAUGUGGGUCAUUUUCUGCCUCUCUGGAGUACUCUGUUAGAGCUUAGUUUGUCUUAGCUGGCAACACCAACUCACCAGGCACUAUAACCGAGCCUGAUGCAUAUGACACCAUCAACCAAUGUUUGGUACCUAGAAAAGCUGCUCGGGGCCAGAAACAUGUUGUGUAACUAGUUUGGAAAGAACACUAUAAAUUAAAAUUUAUGAGUAAGCUUGUUAGCUGAGAAAAUCACAGAAAUAAAAGGGAUUUAGGUAUUUCCAGCUCCCUCUCAGUCUCAGCUGUGACUUUAAAUCCAUCUGAAAAUGUAGAGGACUGCAUUUUAAAGUUCUGUCAACAACAGCAACAACAAACAACAACUGUGCUUUAAAGCUUGCUGAUCUGGGAUGAAGCAGAAGUGAGUAGAAAUGGUGAUUACAGAGCUUCUGACAACAUUAAAAAACAACAACAAACAAACAAACAAACAAAAAACCCAAAUGCUGUUGGCCUUUGCCUUGCUGGAUCCAGCCUAGCACAGUAAAAGCAAAACAAACCAUUUAUUAUUUUUUUCUAGGAGUUAAGGCUAGAGUGCUUAGGGAAAUCACGGAGUAGCCUACCAAAAGUUUUAUAUGUCAGUGCAGAAAGAAUUUAUAGAGAAACAUUAAACAGAAAAGUUGGCUCCUAUUGAAUUUCUCUGAUGUUCAAUGGAGAGCUGGAUGGAAAGAUGAUCAGAACAAUGAAAUAUAGUUUCAUUGGUUUCAAUGAUCAACAAAUGAGCACAGAAAAAAAAAUUCUGGCCUACAGACAGCUACUGAGUAGAGUUCCUGCAGGAGGGCAGCUUGGUGCUCCAACUAAGGAGCAGCUGCGGACAAAGGCCAACACUGAGAAGCCUGUGAGCCUGCAAUCUGGGUGCCUCAUGGCAAGGGUAAGGCAAGCCAAUGUGAACAGUGAAUUAUACCUUGCCUAUUACCAAAUCUGAUAUUGAUGGAUUUUUAAGAAGGUCAUCAGCUUUAACGUCAUUUAGCUUUUAUGCACUGCAUCCUGGAUUUAUCUGACAGAACCAAAAAAUAGAGAUAUCAUGUACUAAGGUUUCCCCCCCCCCCCCCCCCCAAAUCAUUCAGCCAAGGUAUAUGAAAAACUACUGGGACAAAAAAAUGCUCAGGCACAUUUCUUAGUACAUACAUGUUAGUCCAAAGAAAAGGCAUAGACAACCCUGCAAAAGAGUUAAUCUACUGUCAGUGAGAAUCAAGACCCAGAACUCACCACAAAUAAAUUAAAAAUAAAUUCAGAAAUCUGAAUGAUGUCAGAUUGCUCCCAGCUUCAGAGCUCCUGCUUAUGAAAAACUCUGGGGAGAAAAGAAAUGAAAAUGGAUGGCCAACUGCCAGCUAAGCCUAUUAUUCACAAAUAUGCCUUGUAGCACCUUCUGGAAGCCUAUGCUAUCUCUAAAUAUAUUCUACCCCAACAAACUGUUUUAAUUCAGUGUGUUCCACCUUUCCACUUUUAAGGCUUUAAUCUAGUUCUCACUGUGAACUAACUGAACAUACAGUACCCACAUUCACACUGUAAGAUGUGCAAGAAUAGAAUAUGGAGCUGAGCAGAAACCUGCAAUGCACUGACCAGCCUCCUUUCCUCAUGUGCUGCCUCCUUUCUCCAGCCACUAUCAUCUAUGCUGUGUCUGGUGAAAUCACCCACCUGUCACAUCCAGGAAGCUGCCAUGGGCCCUUCUCCCCACACAAGCACACCAGUGUCUGCUUAAGGAGGAACAAUAUGGAAUAUUUUUCCGUUUUCUUAUUACACAUUUUAUCGUCCCUGAAUGAGAAGCCUUGGGGUGGGGGUGGAGGGGUAGAUCUGAGGUUUUCUGACAGGAAUCGUCUUCUUCCCUGUGUGUUUCUUGCAACAAUCAGGGAUCAGUAAUUUAUAGCUUAGCACAGGCAUGUUUCAAGCCUAUUUGUAAACACAUGCAGAGAAGAAAGUUUAAAAAGCUAUGACCAAACUCUGUCUUGUUUUGUCCCCCCCCUUGUUUUUGAAAUCAGCCAAGUCAUCAGGAUUAAACAAGACCAGAAUUUGUCUUUGAACAAUUUAAUCUUGACAGGAUUCCCAUCUAACUUCUGUCUCUGAAAAUCAACCAAGCAACCAACCUACCCUGCCCCAAGAGCUACUGCUGCAGAACAGAGCAACCGCAGGUACCCCAAACUCAGCAGGCUCAUCACUUUAGGAAAGAUCAGUUUCUAGCAGUAGGCGCAGAAAGAAUGAGCAGGGAGGGAAGCUCUGAUCUCAGCUCAGUGUUAAUUGGCAGCAAUACCAGAAGCUGUAAAAGAGGGCCUCAGAUCAGAAACAGUAAUUUGCUCCCUCAGUUCAUUUGCCCAUGAAAACUGAAUGGCUUUUUUUGUCUUUGCAAUGCUGUAGACAAGGAGACAGAUUUCAAAACAUGAUGACUGACAGCAAGAUAGAAAGCCAAACUAUCAAAGAGACUGUGGGACUAAUCCGAUGACUCAACACAACCACAUGUAGUAUCGUUUUUUCUAGUGAAAUGAGUUGUAAUGAAUAAAGGAUCCUGAUUUUCACUCA